Molecule: messenger RNA, 1116 nt
Organism: Thlaspi arvense
Lineage: Eukaryota; Viridiplantae; Streptophyta; Magnoliopsida; Brassicales; Brassicaceae
Source: the annotation of a GenBank genome assembly
AUGGGAUAUGAACGUGGUGAUAAAUUUACACUAGCAGUCGAUGGAAACAAGAUCAUUGGGUUUUACGGAAAUGCUGUGACGAACCUCAAUUCUCUUGGAGCAUAUUUCACUUGGAUUACUCCAACUAAAACGGAAGCAAAAGGGGGCAAACGAGGCAAGGAGUGGGAUGAUGGAGCCAACCAUGAGGGUGUAACAAAGAUUCAUGUAAAAUAUGGUUCUAAAGGCAUAGCAAACAUCCAAUUCGAUUACGUUAACAAGGGUGGACACGUCGAAGAAGGGCUAGUUCAUGGUUCAGGUAAAAGUGUAAAUCUGGAACCGUUUGAGAUUAAUCAUCUCGACAAGGAAUACCUGCUAUCUGUUGAGGGUUACUACAACGAGACUUCCAGUGUGAUUCAAGCACUUCAAUUCAAAACCAACAUGAAGACUUCAGAACUGAUGGGAAUGGAUAAGUCUGGUACUAAGUUUUCACUAGGGUGCAACGGUGAAAAGAUCGUUGGGUUUCAUGGAUUUGCUGAUGAGAACCUAAACUCUCUUGGAGCUUAUUUCAUAACACUUCCUCUCACUAAAUUGGAAGCCAAAGGUGCUCCUAGAGGCAGCCUAUGGGAUGAUGGUGUUUUACAAGGAGUAAAAGCGAUAUAUGUUUUUUAUGAUGAUGAUGUAAUUAGGUGUAUCAGGUUCGAGUAUAAUUACGAAGGCAAAGUGGAAACUCGCCAGCAUGGGGCAAAGUAUGUAGAUGGAAAAGAAGGAGAGAGACUUAUAUGUAGGAAUCCUUUUUUGGUCGCAGUUAUUCUGCUGGACUACCCGAAUGAAUUUAUUACGUCCAUAGAGGGGAGUUACAUAAAAUUUCCUGAUAAUGAUACGUGGAUUGCGUCGUUGGCUUUCAAAACAUCAAAAGGGAGGACCUCUCCAACAUUUGGAAGUGUGUUAGGCAAAAAUCGGGUUGAAUUUGUGCUCGAGAGCAAAGGUUGUGCUCUUGUUGGGUUUCAUGGACGGUCUACUUUUUGUGCUCUUCAGUCUCUAGGAGCAUAUUCUCGUCCGAUGCCUCCUCCUCCUCCUCCUCCUGAUGCGGAGAAACUAGAAGGACAAUGUGGUGAUGAAGGAGCUUCCUUAUCCUAG